Messenger RNA from Paramecium pentaurelia, 402 nucleotides. Lineage: Eukaryota; Ciliophora; Oligohymenophorea; Peniculida; Parameciidae. The record is from the annotation of a GenBank genome assembly.
AUGCAUCUGUAAAAAUGCAAUAGAUUUUAGAUAAAAAAAUAAUAAGAAAUAAAUGUAUCCUUUAUAAUUAAGAUAAUACUAUUAUAAUUGAAGCAGAAGAUGAAACACAUAUCUAUAAUGUAAGACAUUCUGUAAUAGAGGCAAAGGAGAAAUUUACUGAACAUAAUAAAAAUGAAAAAUCAUUAGAAACCCUUUCAUAAUUGUAAUUAUUAUGAAAAAGAUUUGAUUUUAGUAAUAUAUUUUGAACCCUGUAUAAUGUGUGUUAUGUCUUUAGUUCAUUCAAGAAUUAAGGAUGUGUAUUUUUAUCAAAAGAGAGUGAUAGAAGAAGGAGUCAAUGAUCAAUUAUAACUUAAUAAUAUGAAACAACUAAAUCAUAAAUAUUUGGUGUUGUAUUAGAAUUGA